Molecule: messenger RNA, 2055 nt
Organism: Magnusiomyces paraingens
Lineage: Eukaryota; Fungi; Ascomycota; Dipodascomycetes; Dipodascales; Dipodascaceae
Exons: 2
Coding region: 1-2055 (684 amino acids)
Biological process (GO): spliceosomal complex assembly; mRNA splicing, via spliceosome
Cellular component (GO): precatalytic spliceosome; U2-type catalytic step 2 spliceosome; Prp19 complex
Molecular function (GO): protein binding
Source: RefSeq, a predicted model, not a curated record
AUGAGUGAAAACGCCAAACGAAGAGUUAAAAAUAAGUCUGUGGCCGAGCUACAGAUUUCUGCAGAGCAGUUAUUAUUGGAGGCUUAUGAACGUAAAGAACAGCCACUUCAGAUACCCCACCAAAAGAUUGUGGAUCUUGAAGAACUCAAUGAAUAUCAAGGCCGUAAGCGACGAGAAUACGAAGAUGCUCUCCGUCGAAACCGCUUGAAUGUUGGACAAUGGAUGCGGUAUGCCCAAUGGGAACUAGACCAGCAGGAGUUUGCACGAGCGCGUUCGGUAUUUGAACGCGCGCUAGACGUCGACUCUACCCAAGUACCUUUAUGGAUCCGGUAUAUCAAGUCAGAGCUGAAAACGCGGAAUGUUAACCAUGCUCGGAACCUGCUUGAUCGUGCAGUAACAAUUCUUCCUCGCAUCGAUAAACUGUGGUUCACCUAUGUUCAAGUCGAAGAGGCUCUACUUAACAUUCCAGGAUGUCGCCAAGUCUUUGAACGCUGGAUGGCAUGGCGACCCGAUGCUCCAGGGUGGCUGGCUUAUAUCGGCAUGGAAAAACGGUACAAAGAGUAUGAUCGAGCACGAGAUGUUUUCCAACGGUUCACAGUGGUGCACCCGGAGCCCGAGAAUUGGAUCAAGUGGGCGCAUUUUGAGGAAGAACUGGGGAGCGCUGAAAACGUGCGCGAGGUGUAUACCCUUGGUGUUGAUACUCUGGCGGCUGCUGGUGAAGAGUUUCUGGACGAGCGAAUCUUGGACUCGUGGGCGAAAUGGGAGGCACGGCAAAAGGAGUGGGAACGCGCACGUGCGAUAUACCAAUAUGGACUGGAGCGACUGGCCAAGAGCCGGAGCCGGAUUUUGUACAACUCAUACACUGCAUUUACAAAACAGUAUGGCGACAAGGACGGUAUUGAGGACGUGAUUUUGUCAAAACGACGAGUCAAAUAUGAGGAAGAGCUCAAGGAGGAUCCCAAUGACUACGAUACAUGGUUUGCAUACUUGACAUUACUGGAAGAAGCUUCUGCGGAACCUGACGAUGUGCGGGAUGUUUACGAAAGAGCAAUUGCCAAUGUACCAGAAAAACAAGAAAAAAGAUACUGGCGACGGUACAUUUUCCUGUGGAUCAAAUAUGCUAUCUACGAGGAGCUAGAGACGCAGGAUAUUGUGCGGGCUCGCGAGGUAUACCGAGAAUGCAUUAAGCUAAUUCCCCACAAGUCGUUUUCUUUUGAUAAGAUAUGGUUACUGUAUGCCAAGUUUGAGAUUCGUCAUGGAGCACUUGCGACAGCACGGAAGAUUUUAGGACAGGGACUUGGGUUGUCAGGUAAGCCGCGAAUCUUUAAGGGGUACAUUGAGCUGGAAAAGAGUUUGAAAGAAUUUGAUCGGUGCCGGGUGUUGUAUGAGAAGUACAUUGAGGGAUAUGCGGACUUGCCUCAGCCCUGGAUUGAGUAUGCGAUGAUGGAGCAGAUGUUGGGUGAUGUGGAACGCGGGCGAGCCAUUUUCGAAAUGGCGGUGGGCGAGCCUGAGAUGGAGAUGCCGGAACUUGUGUGGAAGCGGUACAUUGAGUUUGAGACCGAGGAAGAAGAGUACGAACGGGCACGGGGGUUGUACGAGCGACUGGUGGAAAAGACUGGGCAUGUCAAAGUAUGGAUCUCGUAUGCCCAGUUUGAAGUGUCUACACCGGAGAAUGAGGGAGAUGAAGAUGAAAAUGAAAAUGAAGAAAAUGAAGAUGAAGAUGAAGAAAAGGAAAUUGAAGUUUCAGAAGCAGCCAAAGAACGGGCACGGGCAGUGUUCCAACGUGGAUGGGACUUUUUCAAGGCCAACCAUAAGACAGAGGAACGCGUGAUAUUGAAUGAAGCAUGGCGCGAAUUUGAAACGGUAUAUGGAACACCUGAGACACAAGAGCGUGUAGCCAAACAGACACCACAUGUGGUGACCAAGACACGUAAGCUUGAGGAUGGGUCUUUCGAGGAAUAUACUGAUUACAUUUUCCCCACUGACGAAAAGGCGUCGAGUAUUUCCAAAUUUUUGGAAAAUGCAAAAAAAUGGAAGCUUACUCAGGCUCAGUAG